CCAGCCACACCACAAAAUAAUAUAGAUUUUAUUUUUCCCUUUUGGUGAAAGAAAUUUUUUGGGGGUUUCGGGGCUGCUUAGCUCUGGUUGUUUUAGGUUUUAUUGUCAGUCUAAAACAUUUAGAAGGUAUGCUUAAGACCCUAAAUGUGAUUUAUGGAUUGCAAGGUAAAUUCUGUGAGCUGAAAGAGUGGUGACAUGCUUAAACUAUGCUUUGCUUUAUAAACGUGAUGAUGUGAUACUAUGAACAACUAGAAAAAUGUCUAGUCUAUAUAACACAUCUGUUUUAGAGCUAAAUGGCUACAACAUUUCUGAUGAAGGCAUCUUCCCUGCUUUCCUUUUUGCUGCCCUAAAUUAUAUGAUAAUCCUUUUCUGCAACCUGACUUUAAUUCUUACCAUUGUGAUGAACAAAUCUCUGCAUCAACCAAUGCACCUGUUCCUGCUGAACCUUCCUAUUAAUGACCUGAUAGGUUCUUCAGCACUCUUUCCACAACUCCUUAAGGAGAUACUGACAAACAGCAGAAGGAUGCAGCUUUCCGCUUGUAUUGCACAAGCAUUUUUCAUCCAUAUCUACGCAGCAGGUACAGUGUUUAUUCUUAGUGCAAUGGCCUAUGACAGAUACAUCGCCAUUUGUUACCCUUUGCGUUACAACACUGUUAUGACGAAUGCUCACAUAAUGAAAAUAAUCACAUUAGUUUGGUCUUCCUGUGUGGUUUUAAUAGCUGUGCUCUUUAUUCUUCUUUUACGCUUGACUCGCUGUAGAUCUGAAAUUACACACUCCUACUGUGAUAACCCAAGUUUGUUGACUUUGGUGUGUGAAGAUACAACCAUUAAUAACAUUUAUGGUCUUUUUAUAAGUGCUCUCUCACAAAUAAUAGCUAAUGGAACCGUGUUGUAUACAUAUCUUAGGAUCCUCAUUGCAUGUUUUAGGUCGAAACAGUCGGACACUAAAGCAAAAGCUCUGCAGACAUGUGCCACACAUUUAUUAGUUUUUCUCUUACUGGAGUGUUUGGGUCUUUUUACCAUCAUAUCAUACAGAAUAAAGAAUGUUCCGCCACACAUAAGAAGAUUUCUAGGAGUGUCAACAUUAGUUUUCCCCCCAACAUUAAACCCAAUCAUUUAUGGACUUAAGACAAAAGAAAUUCGGGAAAAGUUCCUCAAGUUACUAAAUGAGGACUAA
Molecule: messenger RNA, 1177 nt
Organism: Poecilia reticulata (guppy)
Lineage: Eukaryota; Metazoa; Chordata; Actinopteri; Cyprinodontiformes; Poeciliidae
Product: olfactory receptor 52D1-like
Biological process (GO): G protein-coupled receptor signaling pathway; detection of chemical stimulus involved in sensory perception of smell
Cellular component (GO): membrane
Molecular function (GO): olfactory receptor activity; G protein-coupled receptor activity; odorant binding
Source: RefSeq, a predicted model, not a curated record